AUUCUCAACACUUGUUUGAAUUUGCUCCGUCGCCGUCGCCGUCGCUAAGCUGUUGUUCUUUUCUCCGGUUCUCCGUGUACGCUUUAGAUCGCAGAUAUGAACGCACCGGUUCUUGUUCUCAAGGAUUCAUUGAAGCGUGAAUCUGGAGCAAAGGUUCACCAUGCUAAUAUUCAGUCUUCCAAGUCUGUGUCUGACAUUUUACGAACCACACUGGGUCCUAGCUCUAUGUUAAAGAUGCUUCUUGAUGCUGUUGGAGGGAUUGUUGUUACCAAUGAUGGAAAUGCUAUUUUGCGUGAAAUAGAUGUUGCUCACCCUGCAGCUAAGUCGAUGAUUGAGUUGAGUCGCACACAAGAUGAAGAAGUUGGUGAUGGGACUACAUCUGUUAUUGUUCUUGCUGGUGAAUUGUUACAUGUUGCUGAAUCAUUUAUUGAGAAGAGUUACCAUCCCACAGUCAUUUGCCGAGCUUAUAUUAAGGCUCUCGAGGAUGCUAUCGCUGUUCUUGACAAGAUUGCCAUGCCAAUCGAUGUCAAUGACCGUGCAACAGUACUAGGAUUAGUCAAAAGCUGCAUUAGAACAAAAUUCAGCUAUGGAAAUUUGCCGAUCUGAUUGCUGAUUUAGCAAUUGAUGCCACCACUACUAUUGGUGUUGAUCUUGGACAAGGAUUGAGGGAGGUGGAUAUUAAAAA
Camelina sativa (false flax) is the source of this 685-nucleotide messenger RNA. NCBI's taxonomy places the organism in Eukaryota, Viridiplantae, Streptophyta, Magnoliopsida, Brassicales, Brassicaceae. The record is from RefSeq and is a predicted model, not a curated record.